AUGGGCCCGAACCGCGACUCCAUCUCCUCAAAUGACGUACAACAAGAGGUAGCCGAGACGGACGCAUCAGUCACCGACCCAGAGUCCUCGAAUGUUUAUGGGGGUGUGAAAGCCCAGCUCGAACCUCUGACGAGUGGCAAUUUGAUAUCGGAGAUUCCGAGCAAAGCCACGGCUGUGGCAGGAGAAACGGCUUCCACUAUAAAGGAUAUUGUUGUUGACAAGGCAGUCCCCGCGGCUGAAGAAGCUUUGCAAAAUCUUGGAAGUCAGAUUCGGAACCUCGCGGGUCAAGUGGAAGAGACUGUAGAAGAAGAUUUGGACUUUGAGAAACAUUCUGAACACAUUGAUAAGAUGGAUACAGAGCAGCUGUGUGACUUUCUGCGAGAAAAGCAUAAGAGUACAGCGUCGUCUUUCCAGAUGAAAUAG
This is a messenger RNA of Penicillium pulvis, 423 nucleotides long. RefSeq lists its product as uncharacterized. Bases 1 to 423 code for a protein of 140 amino acids. Lineage: Eukaryota; Fungi; Ascomycota; Eurotiomycetes; Eurotiales; Aspergillaceae. The transcript is spliced from 2 exons. The record is from RefSeq and is a predicted model, not a curated record.